Molecule: messenger RNA, 4041 nt
Organism: Mustela lutreola (European mink)
Lineage: Eukaryota; Metazoa; Chordata; Mammalia; Carnivora; Mustelidae
Gene: TLR4
Product: toll like receptor 4
Exons: 3
Coding region: 240-2741 (833 amino acids)
Biological process (GO): defense response to Gram-negative bacterium; immune response; toll-like receptor signaling pathway
Cellular component (GO): membrane
Molecular function (GO): lipopolysaccharide immune receptor activity; transmembrane signaling receptor activity; lipopolysaccharide binding
Source: RefSeq, a predicted model, not a curated record
CUUCCUCUCCUGUGACUGGGGACAUAAAUAUUAGAGAAACAAAAGCCCAGAAUGCUAAGGUUGCCACUCUCACUUCCUCUUGCCCCUGAACCAGCAGCAGCACUGCUCUGAAUAUCUUAAUCAUCCUGGGGCACCCAGCGGGGCAGAGAGAAGGCGGCAGUGCCCCGGUGACCACCCCAGCAGGCGGAUACAACGUGUCAUGUUUCACAGAGCCACUUCUGGGCAAAGAAAAUGCCAGAAUGAUGUCUCCUACCCGCCUGGCUGGGAUGCUGAUCCCAGCCAUGGCCUUCCUCUCCUGCCUGAGAACCGAGAGCUGGGAGCCUUGUGUGCAGGUGGUUCCUAACAUUACUUACAAAUGCACGGAGCUGAAUCUCAACAAAAUUCCCAACAACAUUCCUACAUCAACCAAGAAACUGGACCUGAGCUUUAAUCCCCUGAGGCAUUUAGGCAACCAUAGCUUCUCCAACUUCCCCGAACUACAGGUGUUGGAUUUAUCCAGGUGUGAAAUUGAGACCAUCGAAAAUGACACGUAUCAGGGCCUAAACCACCUCUCCAUCUUGAUAUUGACAGGAAACCCUAUCCAGAAGUUUUCCACAGAAGUCUUUUCUGGACUCUCAAGUUUACAGACUCUGGUGGCCGUGGAGACAAACCUACAGUCUCUAGAGGACCUUCCCAUUGAAUAUCUCAAAAACUUGAAGGUGCUUAACGUGGCUCACAAUCUUAUCCGCUCCUUCAAGUUACCUGAAUAUUUUUCUAACAUGACCAACCUGGAGUACUUGGAUCUUUCCAAUAACAAGAUCAAAGUUAUUUAUCAUAGUGACUUGCAGGUUCUACAUCAAAUGCCUCUACUCAACCUUUCUUUAGACUUGUCCCUGAACCCUUUAUCCUUUAUCCAACCAGGUGCCUUUAAAGAAAUUAAACUGCAUGAACUGACUUUGAGAAGUAAUUUUGAUAGUACAGAUGUAAUGAAAACUUGUAUUCAAGGUCUGGCUGGUUUAAAGAUCCAUCACUUGGUUCUGGGAGAAUUUAAAAAUGAAAGGAACUUGGAAAGCUUUGACGAAUAUCUCCUGGAGGGACUGUGCAAUGUGACCAUUGAAAAAUUCCGGAUAGCAUUCUUUGAUGAGUUCUCAGAGGAUAUCACUGACUUAUUUAAUUGUUUGGCAAAUGUUUCUACAAUUUCCCUGGUGCAUCUGUUUUUAAAGAGACCACGAUACCUUCCUAAAAAUCUCAGAUGGCAACGGCUGGAAAUGGUUAACUGUGAAUUUGAAGAAUUUCCCAAAUGGGAGCUGGACUCUCUCAAGGAGUUUGUUUUCACUGCCAACAAAGGCGUGAGCACUUUUACUGAGAUGAAGCUGGAAAGUCUUGAGUUUCUAGAUCUCAGUAGAAAUGACCUGAGUUUCAAGGGUUGCUGUUCUUACACUGACUUGGGGACAAACAGACUGAAGCAUUUAGAUCUGAGCUUCAAUGAUAUUAUUACCAUGAGUUCUAACUUCUUGGGCUUAGAACAGCUAGAAUAUCUAGAUUUCCAGCAUUCCACCCUGAAACAGGGCAGUGACUUUUCAGUAUUCCUAUCCCUCAGAAACCUCCGUUACCUUGAUAUUUCUUAUACUCACACCCAAGUUGUCUUCAAAGGCAUUUUUGAUGGCUUGGUCAGCCUCCAAGUCUUGAAAAUGGCUGGCAAUUCUUUUCAGGACAACUUUCUUCCAAAUAUUUUCAAAGACCUGACGAACUUGACCAUUCUAGACCUCUCUAAGUGUCAGCUGGAAGGGGUGUCCCAGACAGCAUUUGGCUCGCUUCCUAAACUUCAGUUGAUAAAUAUGAGUCACAACAACCUCUUGUCAUUGGAUACACUCCCUUAUGAGCCUCUCCCCUCUCUCCAAAUUCUGGAUUGCAGUUUUAAUCGAAUAGUGGCCUCCACAGAGCAAGUACGACAGCAUUUCCCAAGUAAUCUAGUUUCCUUAAAUCUUACUCGGAAUGACUUUGCUUGUGUUUGUGAACACCAGAAUUUCCUACAGUGGGUCAAGGACCACAGGCAGCUCUUGGUGAAAGUGGAAGAAAUGGUGUGUACCAAACCUUUAGACAUGCAGGACACGCCCCUGCUGAGUUUUAGGAAUGCCACCUGUCAGAGAAGCAAGACUAUCAUAACUGUGUCGGUGUUCACUGUACUCAUGGUUUCCUUGGUAGCAGUUUUGGUGUAUAAGUUCUAUUUCCACCUGAUGCUUCUUGCUGGUUGCAAAAAGUACAGCAGAGGCGAAAGCACCUACGAUGCCUUCGUUAUCUACUCAAGCCAGGAUGAAGACUGGGUGAGGAAUGAACUGGUAAAGAACUUGGAGGAGGGGGUGCCUCCCUUUCAGCUCUGCCUUCACUACAGAGACUUUAUCCCUGGUGUGGCCAUCGCCGCCAAUAUCAUCCAGGAAGGGUUCCACAAAAGCCGGAAGGUUAUCGUUGUGGUGUCCCAACACUUCAUCCAGAGCCGAUGGUGCAUCUUUGAGUAUGAGAUUGCCCAGACCUGGCAGUUUCUUAGCAGUCGUGCCGGCAUCAUCUUCAUUGUCCUGCAGAAGGUGGAGAAGUCCCUGCUGCGGCAGCAGGUGGAGCUGUAUCGCCUCCUCAGCAGGAACACUUACCUGGAGUGGGAAGACAGUGUGCUGGGCCGGCAUAUCUUCUGGAGACGACUCCGAAAAGCCUUGCUGGAUGGUAAACCAUGGAGUCCAGAAGAAACGGCGGAUGCAGAAAACAACUAGCAUGAAAUGGUAACCUCUGCCUGGGGAGGAAAAUCUCCCAUGGGGCUCUGUGCCCAGCUGGACCCAGGACUUGUUCAGUUAACGAGUACUAAAUGCUGCGAUGUCCCUGGCAUUAUGCUAGGGGCUGAUGAUUCAGUGGUGCAUGAAGUUUACAGGACUGCUGACCUCAUGGAGUUUAGUGCAGAGGGAAUAAUAGUGUGCUAAAUCACAUACCUCUACGUGCAUGCUUCCACCAGAUCAGCUCAGGAGUCCAUGGCAUGGAAAGUCAACUCAAUUCGUAUCCCAUCAAACUCAAUUAGAUCUAAGAGAUGGGGCCCCAGAGAGAUCAGGAAAAGAUGCAAUUCUUCACCUGGGUUUUUGGAAUGGAAACUACCUCAUGUUUUACAUGCUAGCUCUCUUAAAGAUGUUUGGGCAGUUUUAACUGAACAAGGUCUUUGCUCACCUUUCCCUCUUCUACUGAAUGCAACUUAAAUUCCACUCAACUCAGAAGCCUCCUUAUUCAGACCCCUUCACCUCCACUUGAAGUGGGUUUCUUUACAAAGGUCAAAGUCUAGUUACUGAUUCCCAAGGAAAUCUGAUUAACACAUAUCCACAAACAUCCUGGCCGUUCUUUAGUAUGUUCUAUUUAUCAACGAAUCGUGCCUGGUGCAUUUUUGUUUUUACAAAAUCCAGUUCUCAUUUUUCAUGUUUCCUCUAUAAACUCUUAUCAUAAAUAAGACUGUUAGAGACAUGCUGGAAAUUUCCAUAUUUAAGCACUAUCAUUCAAGCAAAUAUGUAAAAUACACUCCAUCACUUUGUCACUUGAUGUCACUCUAAAAGUUAUUUCCUACUAGGUUAUGACUGUCAUGAAGGAAACAUUAAAAUAAUUUGGUGGAAAGUGGCACUUAUUUUAAUAGAGAGGGACAAAUCCAAAUUCCCAGUUCUGUAAUAAGCAAUUCGGGGCUAAGGGUAUGCCAAGAAAUAGGUUGUCCUGGAGGGCAGUUCUUAAUGGUCCCAGAAACACAGGGCUGAUACAGCUGGGAUGACCACGCAACAUGAAGCACAGCAGUCGCUUCUGCAGGAAAUGAGUAUUUGCUGAUGGAACAUUGACUUGUCCAGGGGAUUAUGAAAUAGUUCAAGGUGGGAAGUGCACACUGCUGCUUCCUGUUGAGUACUACUCCCCAUGACCACAUUCAGGAAAGAGUAGAUAUUAUCACUGAGAAAAUAGUCUCACUGAGGUUAAUGUGGUCAUGUUAAGGGGAAUUCUUAGAAGAACAUACACCCUUCUUCUUCUGCAAGAACAAUAAAGUAAUCUGGAAAA